AUUCAGUUGCCCACUGUACUCUCAUUUAGAUUCCCGGCUAGAAAAUUACUUUUAAAUCUUUGUUACAAAUGGAAAAUAGAGAAGAUGAUGAGAUUAAAUUACCAGAUGAUACGCUACAAAUUCUUAAUGAGUUCUUAAUAGAACAAGCAAAGAAGGAGAAAGAAGACUUAUUUACAGAAAAUUGGAAUUUAUCUCAAUUUUGGUAUUCAGAUGAAACUCAAAAAACAUUUGGACGAAUUUUGAAACAGCUUACGCGAAAGUAUGAAGAUGGAAUGACGAUAGCACUUCUCUCAUGUCCAAGUCUUUAUCAAACAAUACGAAGCAUAAAUGAUCAUGUAAAAAUAUUCGAGUUUGAUAAGAAAUUCGAGUCAUUUGGAGAAGACUUUCAGUUUUAUGACUACAAUAAAGCAGAUGAAGAUAAUUAUCUUAAUGAGUACACAAAAUCAUUCAACUUAAUUAUCGUAGAUCCGCCUUUUUUAUCAGAAGAAUGUCUACAGAAAACAUCUGUCAUAAUUAAACGAUUAAUUAAAGAAGACGGUCUUGUGAUAUUAAAUACUGGAAGCAUCCAACCAUUGUCAGUGAAGGAAGAUCUCGGACCUGGUGCACACGCUUUUUCUAGAAAGCAUCCAUUAGCAUGUUGGUUAAGCACAAUGCUUGUUGUAUUCGCCGGUGGAAUGGUCGCGUCUGCACUUUUAGGAGAACCAAUCCUUGGACCUCUUAAAAAUACGCCACAACUUCUUGUUGCUACAAUUUGCUGGUAUAUCGUCUUCUACACACCUUUUGACAUCGGAUAUAAAGUCAGCAAGUUUUUACCUGUAAAACUUGUCGCAAGUGCCAUGAAAGAAAUUUACAGAGCAAAGAAAAUUCACGACGGAGUUGUUCAUGCUGCUAAACUUUAUCCUAAUGCAUACAUCAUAAUGAUCAUUAUCGGAACAUUAAAAGGAAAUGGAGCAGGAUUUACUAAACUUCUUGAACGAUUGAUUCGAGGUGCUUGGACACCAACUGCAAUGGAAUUCAUGCAGCCAAGCUUCUACACAAAGGCUUCAGUUGUUGCUUCAAUCAUUUUCGUUCUUGACAAGAAGUCUGACUUAAUAUCAGCACCACAUGCUUUAGUUUACUUCGGAAUUGUCAUUUUCUUAGUUUACUUUAAAUUGUCAUCACUUCUUCUUGGAAUUCAUGAUCCAUUCGGACCAUUCGAAAAUCUUUUCUGUGCACUCGCGUUUGGUGGCAUUUGGGAUAGUGUCGCUAAGCUUUUCGGACGCGGACAAGUAAAAGAAGAAAAUAAAGAUGCGAAGAAAUCAAACUAAGAUUUCAUCAUCAACACUUUGAUUAGCAUAAAAAAGUGCAACAUAAUUAAGGAAUUUUUUUUACAACUCGACCAAAAAAUUUUAAUCAUAAAAAUGUUUUUUGUUUUGUGAACCAAAUGUAGUGAAAAUUAGACGAAAUCAUGAUAGAUGAAAGUAUUGGAAUUCACAAUACAAACAUAAGCUAGUCAAAGCUAAAGGAAAUUACUAGCAAAAUUUAAGACUUUUGGACUUUGUGACAUUUUCCUGAAAAUCGGGUUUUUUAUUGAAACUUUUGUGUGUAGCUUAAAUGUGGGUCUGACAUUUGUUUCCUGUACCAAGUUUAAUAAAUAAGUUGAUUUUCAUGAAGAACUUUGUUUUCUUUUACUCAUAGAUGAAGAUUUUUAAUUAUUUAUUCUUUUUCCAGCAUUUAAUUUUGUUACCCAUUCUUCCAGCUGUUUCAACUUUCUUUUAAUUUCCAUCAAUUCCCAUUCCAAAUGUUUAUCUUUUUCAUCCAUUAAUUGAUAAACUUUUCUCCGAAGUUCAACGCCGUUUAUAAUUUCAGCUUCUGUCAUCUCAAAUGUUGGUGCACAAUUCUUGGCUAAUUGUGAUAUUAAAGUUUCCACUUUAGCUCGGUUCUUAUCGUAACCCAAAUUGAUACAAGUGGUUCCUUCGAAGCGUAAACUUUUCAGAUCGGAAAGAUUGUCGAAAACACUGUAAGCCACGUGUUUCACUGGAUUGUUGAGAAAGCUUAUAGCAUGCAGUUGUGGAUUAUUUUCAAACAAAUUCUUCUCAACAAACUGAAUGUUGUUAUUAUUCAGAUGAAGUUGCUUUAAGUUUGGCAAAUUUUCCAAGUCUUCUCGUCUAAUU
This is a messenger RNA of Clunio marinus, 2153 nucleotides long. Lineage: Eukaryota; Metazoa; Arthropoda; Insecta; Diptera; Chironomidae. The record is from the annotation of a GenBank genome assembly.